Molecule: messenger RNA, 3979 nt
Organism: Mustela lutreola (European mink)
Lineage: Eukaryota; Metazoa; Chordata; Mammalia; Carnivora; Mustelidae
Gene: C11H18orf54
Product: chromosome 11 C18orf54 homolog
Exons: 9
Coding region: 427-2031 (534 amino acids)
Molecular function (GO): nucleic acid binding
Source: RefSeq, a predicted model, not a curated record
GGUCACCUCGGAAAAACUCCGUCCGCCCACGGGGGAGCUCUCGGCUGCUGCCGAAUAAAUGGUUCUGAGUGGAAGUACCUAACGGAAGCCUGUGUCUGUGACUGCCGGGGGUGCUGGAAUCCCGGAGGAGGGGGGGUGUUUCCUCGGAAAGGGCGGAAGGGUUGAACCCCAACGCGUCGGGUGAGGAGAGACGCUCUGGUGCGGGGCCGCCGGCGAUUCUCGCUUUCCGGGCUCAAGAAGGCUUGUCGUUUUGUUGUCGAAUAAACAAAUGUUCGGUUUCAAAACAGAAAUCACGGAGCUGUUGUUUUCUAGGAAGCAUUUUAUUCUUCGGAAUGAUGGAUUUCCUUCUAGAGAUGAGAACGGAAGUGUUUGCGGAAGUAAUGAUAUUGAGAGAAAUGAAUAGAAAUAACCCAUUUUGAGGAAGCCAUGGCAAAGUCAAUUACAAAACACAGAGUUUGUUCUCAGCAAUCUUCAGUAUCUUCUCUGUUAGCAAGCUGCAGCCUGAGUGGUAGUAAUUCCUCUAAAUCUGAUGACUCUUUUCAGUAUAAGGAUAAACUGUACAGUUCUGCCUCUCAGGCUCUACAGGCCUAUAUUGAUGAUUUUGAUUUAAGCCAAAUGUAUCCUGGUGCAAGCACUGGAAAGAUUAACAUUGAUAGAUGUUCUGCUAAUAUGCCCGAAUUCUCCAACUAUAUUUAUAGACCAAACAAUGCUUUUGAAAAUCUUGAUCCCAAAAAAAGCUUCUCGUCCUUAUCUUGUAGAAGAAUGACUGUUAAUGACAUAGACUGCAUUAGCCUAACAACUGAUGAUCUAUUAAAACUUCCAGCAGAUGGGUCAUUUUCUUUAACUUGCAUUGGAUCAAGUCACCGAAAUAGCAAGAAAAACAAGAAAUGCAUUCGAAGACUGAGCUCAUUGGAUACUGAAAAGAAUCAAAAUUUUCAGGAACCUUCCACUCCCAUGUGCAAAGAUAACUUAGUUACUCCUGUUGUAUACAUAAAUAAAAAUGGAAAGCAACGUGGUAGGCUAAAAAACCCAAAACUUGUGAAUAAGACUAAUAAAUACGUUUCUGAUCCAUCUUUAUCAUUUUCCAAGAAGUUGUCUUUCAAAGACAGUUCAGAACACAAACUUGAAAAGAAUUACCCAAGAUGGCUCACUAGCCAGAAAUCUGACCUUAAUGUUUCAGGAAUAACUAGUCUACCUGAUUUCACAUACCCAGUCUGGCUCCACCAUCAAGACUUGCUACCCGACACAAAUAGUCAAAAAAGGAUUUCCAAAAUAUUUAAAGAAGAUCAGUGUUCCCCUAGACAUAGUUACCAGGCACAAAGAACUUCUCGGCUUAUGAAUAAAUUAGAUAGUUUUGAAUAUUCUUUUGAACCCUCAAACAUUUCAGACUCCUUGAGUGCUGAUAAAGGAUUAAUUAAUGAAUAUAAAUGUGAUUCUGAACAUAGCCAGUGUCAGUGUGAGAAUCCACUUCUCCCAGGACAAACCAAAAAGCCAUUCAGUGGUGACAAAAUUGAAUUGCUUAUCCUGAAGGCCAAGAGAAAUCUAGAGCAUUGUACUAAAGAGUUACCGAAGUCUACAAAAAAGGAUGAUAGUCCUUGUUCAUUAGAUAAACUUGAAGCAGAAAGAUCAUGGGAAAAUAUUCCUGUUACUUUCAAAUCUCCUGUUCCUGUUAACUCUGAUGAUAGUCCUCAACAAACUUCAAGGGCAAAGUGUGCUAAAGGGUUCCUUGAUGAUUUUUUAAAUAAUGAUAAUCAGAGCUGUACCCUUUCUGGAGGGAAACAUCAUGGUCCUGUUGAAGCCCUGAAACAAAUGUUAUUUAAUCUUCAAGCAGUACAGGAAAGUUUUAAUCGGAAUAAAACAGCAGAACUGGAAGAGGAGAUUAAGCAAGUUUCGGAAGAUAAUUUCUCUAAAUUACAGUUGAAAGAAAGUAUGCUUCCUAUUACUAGGUCACUUCAAAAGGCUUUGCACCAUUUAUCUCGCCUGAGAGACCUGGUUGAUGAUACCAGUGGGAAACAGUCACCGAAAAUGUGAAGAGGAAAAUAAAACGGUCCAACAAAUAAAUAGUCAUCACAGAGCAAAGAUGUAUUGUUUUUCCUGUUGCUUAAACUGACAAAGAAAUUAUAAGCCAUGCAUUAUUCUGUGAUUGGUUUAAGUAUUAUAUAUUCUUUAAAAAACAAACUUGAAAACGUGUGUAGGUUUUGUGACCUAUCCUCAUUUUAUGCCAAGAUACCAGAAUGUGAACUGAGAGGACCCACACUGUGUCCUACAGUCUGACUUUGGUCUUCAGGCCAGCAAAUGUCCAAUAUUCAAAGAUGGAUGUUGUCUGCUAUUGAAGCUUAUGUGGACUUAAUCUUCUUGAGCAUCUGCAUCAUUUUAUCUUCUGGCUCUGGAUUAUUAGGAAACUCUUCCUGGUUUCUAUACAGAAUCUCUUUAAGUAGACUUUUUGAUACAAGUAGCAUCUACUUUUAAGUUGGCUAAAGGAAUAUCAAAAUUGUUAUGGUGUAACUUCUCCAUAUAUGUUACCUUUAAUUUUUAUAAAUAUUUUAAGGUAUGUGGUACAUGCAAAUAACAGUUUAAUAAUGGGAUGAUACAGUGCAAAAGGAAUGUUUUAUGUUGUGAAAUCCAAAAGAAAAACUCAUUUAACUAAUGCAUUGAUUUUGAUUCUGUGUAAGAUAAUCUUUUUUUUUUUUCUUUUUUUUUUUGUGUGUAAGAUAAUCUUGAUUUCACAUAAGAGUUUACAAAAUAUUUUUUGGGAGUACAUUUGAAAAUUUAAUAUUUUGAUAUUCUCAGAUUUUAGUUUUGGGGUUAGCUCAAACUAGUAAAAAUUCUAAGAUCAGUGACCAAUUGCUUUAUGCAGUUUGCUAAGUAAACUUAAAAUGAAUGUGGAAAAUCCAGAAGCAGCUCUGUAUUAUAAGGCUAUUUUGUAAGAGCUAAAUAUGGUUUAAAGCAAUCUAUAAAAUUUGUCUUUAGCUGGAACUCAGCAGAGCUUUAUAGUUUCGCAUUUUCUAACCAACUAAACUAAUAAGCAAGAAAACACCUUUACUAACAAAACUAGGAAUUAAAUCAUAAAGCAUAUUUUAAAAGCCUGAUGAAAUGAAAGAAUGAGUGUCUGUAUACAAACAGUACAAAUUAACACUGCCCAAAUUGUAGUAUCUAGCAAAGAUACAAUAAUAAACCUUGUUUUUUUGUUUUUUGUUUUUUGACCAGUGAGUCAGAGUUACCACCAUGCAAUUAUUUUUGCCCAGUUUGAGACUCACUGGCCGUUAAGUUUGUUUUGUUUACUCUGGAGGUAUUUCUGCUACCAACAUUCUAUUUUCUGAUUAUUGCUUCAAAACAUACAGUUUGCAUGUAAUCAAAUAAGAUGUUACUUUGACAAUGAAAGUAUGGUGGCUGUUAAAAAUGCAGAUUUUAAGUAGGUGAACGCUAGGAGGGUCUGGGUUGAUCAUGUUCCAGGCUUAGACAAAUCCACUGUGACACAAAUUCUAUAGAAAGCAGAGAAGAUGAAUGCAUCAUAAUAAACGUCUAAUUGCAUAUAUGUUUAUUAGUAUGCUUAAAGAGCAUUUGCAAAGGGAUUAUGCUAUAAUACUGAACAGCACUGAUUUGGUUAGUACUGUCAUUUGCGAGAAGAUACUAAAUUUUUAUAUUACACCUAAUAUUUUAAGAAACUUGAUUGUAGUUACUAAAGGAGUAUUUUUCCUUUUGUGUUAAAUAUGGAAGCUUAGUCAUUUACCUAAAAAGGGAAUUUAAAAUGAUUGAUUCCAACUUUUUAAAAAAAGAAAUGUAUAGGAGAGUCAACUGAGAAAAAUCUAAAUGAUAAAUGGUCAUGAAAUUCUCCAAAGAAUUGAUUUAAUUACAUGUGAAAUAUUUUAGUAUUCUUUAUUUUGAGUUUCCCAGGAGUAAAAGGGUGACAACAGUAUUUAGAUUGCUGAGCUGAAAAUUAAAAGCAGACUAUGGAACAAUUAAAGGUUUUUAAAAUUGC